Messenger RNA from Meloidogyne enterolobii, 1941 nucleotides. The record is from the annotation of a GenBank genome assembly. NCBI's taxonomy places the organism in Eukaryota, Metazoa, Nematoda, Chromadorea, Rhabditida, Meloidogynidae.
AUGACUGCAGAGUGUCGACAAGCAACAAAUAAUUGUGGCCUUUUUACUUCUGAUAGACUGGCAGAAAUAUGGGGCAAUACUUCCACAGAUGUUGAAAACAACAAAACCAAAAAUUUUAUUAAUAAUGAUUUUGAUUCCUUAUCUUCGUCUUUUGAUGGAUUUUCUGAAUUAAAGAUUUCCUCCUCUCCUCCACAUUUUUCUACCCUUUUAAAUUCAUCAACACAACCAAAUAAAUGUUCUCAAAAAUUGGCUCAAAGUCGUUUAUAUUCGUGUUGGUCAAUGCCUGAACAACAAAAACAACAAAAUUGUUUUGAAGAAAAAGAAGGAAAACAGUCUUGGAGGAAUAUUUGGGAUUGGGUGCAAAAUAAUGGAGAUAAUAUUAACAACAAAAUGGAAGGAGCAACAAUUCUGGUUUCUGAUCAACAAGGAAGAAAUGAGAAUUCCUUUACUCCCGCUACCUACAAAAUUCCAGAAAAGUUUGUUGCUGAAAAUAUAAUUGAUCAGCAACAACAACGUUCUAAUAGUAAUACAAGUUUUGAGGGAGGCUCUUCAAGUAAUAAUUCCUUUACUUCUUCACUUUCUGCUAACGACAACAAUUUUUAUUUUCAAAAACAAACAAAUGAUUUGGAAGGAUAUAAUAAUUAUUGGGAAAAUAAUUCUUCUUCUUUUGACCAAUCUUUGGCAACAACAAAAUCAGCAACACUUCCCCCACAACCUCUUUCUGCUUUUCGUCCAUUUCAUCAACAACAAAAGCAAAAAUCGCUUUGGUCAGAACAAUUGGAAGACAAAAAAGAAUUUGUUUAUCAACAAAAACAGCAACAACAACAAUAUUUUGAUAAUCAAAAUUUGAAAGGAUUUGGAUCUUGGCCUUUAAUGAACAAUUUUGAACAACAAAAACUACAAUUUCAGAAUGGGGAUGAAAUUAAGCGUCCAAUUCCAACACGUUUCCGUCCAAUCAUUGGGCAACGACCUUAUACUGAAGAAAAUAAUAAUUUACAACCUGCUCCUUUAUUCAAUGCUAAUUCUUUUGUUAGUCAAACACCCCAACAAAAACAACAAAAAGAACAACAACAUUUUGUUAAUUCUAUUAAUUCUUCCCCAAUUUCAACAAAAAAAGAAGAAAAUAAAACAACAAUUCCUUUGAUUUCUUCCCGUUCAAAAAGUAAUAGUUGUGAUGAAAAUGAACUUCGUUUAUAUCAUAAACAUUUGGAAUUACAACAACAUAUUUAUGAACAUGUUUAUUCACAAAUGAUUGGGAUAAUUAAUUCUACUAAUGGAGGAGUUCAACAGAUAAACAAUUCCCCCCAACAACAACAAACGCCUUUAAUUUUAAAACAACAACAAAAUCAAUUUAAUGAAUUAAAUGUUUGUUUAGAAGAAUGUUCAGAACAAUAUAAACAAUUAGAAAAAGAAAGGAAAAAAACUGAAGCAGAAUUAGCUCGACAUAAUUUGGGGAAAAGAAUUAGUUCUGCAAAUAAUUUACCAAUUCCAAGAUUGCCUCCAGCACCAUCUCGUGUUGAUCGUUUAAUUGUUGAUUUUUUUCGAGAACAUGCAAGAAUGGUAACUUUGUUAGAAAAAAUGGAACAAUUAAAAGAAGAUUUAAUAAAUGAAAAUAUUCAUAAAAUCCAUAGAGAAUUUUUGGAUUCAAUAAAAAUUUUACAACAAACGAGGCUUAAUGAAAGAACUGCAAUUUUACAACAAUUGAGAGGAGGUGGAGGAGGAGGACAUUAUGACGAGAAAAGAGAAACUGCCAACCUACUAAAUGCAUUGAAAGUUGUUAGUAAAGCUGUUUUGCGUAGUAGAAGUGCUAAUUGGUGUUCAUUAAUUUGGACAAUAGGUGCUGAUGGACCUCAACAAAAAGAUGAAAUGGAAAAAAUUGUUGAAAAUAAUUAUGAAUUGGCACCUCCAGAAAUUAAAUUAAGACCGUUAUAUAAUUUUUAA